Molecule: messenger RNA, 2048 nt
Organism: Cajanus cajan (pigeon pea)
Lineage: Eukaryota; Viridiplantae; Streptophyta; Magnoliopsida; Fabales; Fabaceae
Product: metal transporter Nramp3.2
Biological process (GO): manganese ion transport; positive regulation of reactive oxygen species metabolic process; iron ion transmembrane transport
Cellular component (GO): vacuolar membrane
Molecular function (GO): manganese ion transmembrane transporter activity; cadmium ion transmembrane transporter activity
Source: RefSeq, a predicted model, not a curated record
CGCCACCACGUGACGCGACGACACUGACACACACGUUGCCACAUCUCCUUAAUUACCAUAAUUGCCCUUCACCAGAUACGAAUAAAAGUGUAAGUUGCAACUUACAAGCGUAGUUAGGAAAUUCAGGCAUGGCUGGAAAUGGAAUCCCCCAAGAGCAGCCACUGUUGGCGUCGUUUCAGGAGGAGGAGGAGGAGGAGCCGCGAGAAACGGCGUACGAGUCCUCCGAGAAGAUCGUGGUGGUUGGAAUCGACGAGUCCGAUAGCGAGGAGAAUUGGGGCCGAGUGCCGCCCUUUUCGUGGAAGAAGCUAUGGCUCUUUACUGGGCCGGGCUUUUUGAUGAGCAUAGCGUUUCUGGACCCGGGGAACAUCGAGGGGGACCUGCAGGCCGGUGCCAUUGCUGGCUACUCCCUGCUCUGGCUUCUCUUGUGGGCCACAGCCAUGGGCCUCUUGAUCCAGCUCCUGUCCGCGCGCCUCGGCGUCGCCACCGGGAAGCACUUGGCCGAGCUCUGCCGGGAGGAGUACCCCGCGUGGGCCAGGAUUGUGCUUUGGGUCAUGGCUGAACUCGCGCUCAUUGGCUCCGAUAUUCAGGAGGUUAUUGGGAGCGCUAUUGCUAUCAGAAUUCUCAGUAAUGGGGUUGUGCCCCUUUGGGCUGGGGUUGUCAUUACGGCUCUUGAUUGUUUUAUUUUUCUCUUUCUUGAGAACUAUGGUGUGAGGUCAUUGGAAGCUUUUUUUGCUGUUCUCAUUGGUGUAAUGGCAAUCUCGUUUGCAUGGAUGUUUGGCGAAGCGAAGCCCAGUGGCAAGGAACUUCUUCUUGGCAUUUUGGUUCCAAAACUCAGCUCCAGAACUAUACAGCAGGCUGUUGGAGUUGUGGGGUGCCUUAUUAUGCCCCACAAUGUGUUCUUGCACUCUGCUCUUGUUCAGUCAAGGCAGGUUGAUCGCAACAAGAAAGGCCGGGUUCAAGAAGCUCUUAACUAUUACUCUAUAGAGUCCACCCUUGCCCUUAUAGUCUCCUUCAUCAUAAAUAUAUUUGUCACAACUGUGUUUGCUAAGGGAUUUUAUGGUUCUGAACUUGCAAAUAGCAUUGGUCUUGUAAAUGCAGGACAGUAUCUACAGGAAACAUAUGGGGGUGGACUAUUUCCAAUUUUAUAUAUAUGGGGUAUUGGGCUAUUAGCUGCAGGUCAAAGUAGCACUAUCACCGGUACUUAUGCUGGACAAUUCAUCAUGGGAGGUUUUCUAAAUUUAAAGUUAAAGAAGUGGAUUAGGGCGUUGAUUACCCGAAGUUGUGCAAUAAUUCCAACCAUUAUAGUUGCUCUUAUAUUUGAUACCUCCGAGGAUUCAUUAGAUGUUCUAAAUGAGUGGCUUAAUGUUCUUCAGUCAGUCCAAAUCCCCUUUGCCCUUAUUCCCUUGCUUUGUCUGGUGUCAAAGGAGCAGAUAAUGGGCACUUUCAGAAUUGGCGCUGUCCUCAAGACUGUUUCAUGGCUUGUGGCUGCUCUGGUGAUAGUGAUUAAUGGCUACCUUUUGAUGGAAUUCUUUUCCUCUGAAGUGAAUGGACCAAUGUUUGGCGCUGUAGUGGGUGCAAUAACUGCUGCAUAUGUUGCAUUCGUAAUAUACCUGAUUGGGCAGGCCAUCACCUUUUUACCUUGGCAAUGCGUAACACAACAAAAGACUAUUGCUCACCCAGAGAGUUGAGCAAUCAAUCUUUAAAAUUACAGUUUAAAAGCACUCUAAAGAACUUUUCUAUUAGAAAUAAAGAGUAUUUUUGGUAGGGAAGUUCUUAAAAGUCUUUAUAGACUAGUAUCCAACCAUGUAUGUUUGAAGUGUCACGCUUUUUCAAGUAUGCUCAUGCUUGUUACUCGUAUGACAAGUUGAUGCAAUGGACGGUGGCACCUAAUUGUUUGCCUGUAAUUAUACUGUAUCAGAGUAGAUUUUAGCAUUGUAUUUCUUUCAUAUUUUGUUGUCUAAAAUGCCUUGGAAACACACUGGUUAUUAGUGAGACAUCUUCGAAGCUGUAGUGUUCUAACAAGGAAUGUAGCUCUUCUUUUUCCCUUC